This is a messenger RNA of Solanum lycopersicum (tomato), 1658 nucleotides long. Its product is annotated as DNA repair protein recA homolog 3, mitochondrial. Gene Ontology annotation, molecular function: ATP hydrolysis activity; ATP binding; single-stranded DNA binding. The record is from RefSeq and is a predicted model, not a curated record. NCBI's taxonomy places the organism in Eukaryota, Viridiplantae, Streptophyta, Magnoliopsida, Solanales, Solanaceae. Gene Ontology annotation, biological process: DNA repair.
CUCUUAUAUAAUUGAUAGAGUAUCUAUUUUUCCCUCUUAAACCUCUAAAACCCUAACAAUGGCGAUGUUGCUGAGACUUAUUAAUCGCCGUGAACUUGCUUCUUCAGCCUAUAAAAAUUGUUUGAGCAAAAGCUUAUUUGGGGUAUCAGAUCAACUAUGUUACUUUUCUUCUAGAGGUAAGAAAAAGUCAAAUUCAGAUGGCAGUGAUUCAGGCGAAGAGAAUUUGUCCAAGAAAGACUUGGCUUUGAAACAUGCACUAGAUCAGAUCACGACAUCAUUUGGAAAGGGAUCCAUCAUGUGGCUUGGUCGCACUGUGUCCCCCAAACAAGUCCCUGUAGUGUCUACUGGAUCUUUUUCUUUGGAUAUUGCCCUUGGGAUAGGGGGACUUCCAAAGGGACGCGUAAUAGAGAUAUAUGGUCCAGAGGCUUCAGGGAAAACAACACUUGCUUUGCAUGUAAUUGCUGAGGCACAGAAACAAGGAGGUUAUUGUUGUUUUGUUGAUGCUGAGCAUGCUCUUAAUCCAACAUUGGCUGAGACCAUUGGAGUAAAUACUUCAAAUUUACUUCUGUCUCAACCAGAUUGUGGUGAGCAAGCUCUUAGUCUGGUAGAUACAAUAAUAAGGAGUGGUUCGGUUGAUGUUGUUGUUGUGGACAGUGUUGCUGCCCUUGUCCCGAAAGGUGAGCUUGAAGGUGAAAUGGGAGAUGCUCAUAUGGCGAUGCAAGCUAGACUGAUGAGUCAAGCACUCCGCAAGCUCAGUCAUUCUCUAUCGUUAUCACAGACCAUUUUAAUCUUCAUAAAUCAGGUCAGGUCAAAACUUUCAACUUUUGGGGGAUUUGGAGGACCAAGUGAAGUUACUUGUGGUGGUAAUGCCUUGAAGUUCUAUGCUUCUGUGCGUCUAAACAUAAAACGAAUUGGAUUCGUCAAGAAGGGGGAAGAGACCAUAGGAAGCCAAGUUCUUGUCAAGAUUGUGAAGAACAAGCAUGCUCCUCCCUUUAGAACUGCAGAAUUCGAGCUUGAGUUUGGUAAAGGAAUUUCUCGUGAAGCUGAACUUAUUGACUUGGGAGUCAAACAUAAGUUCAUUACAAAAGGUGGUGGUGGUUAUUACAAUAUCAACAAUCAGAACUUUCGUGGUAGAGAUGCUGUAAAACUUUUCCUAUCGGAGAACACUAGUGCGAGGGAGGAUCUUAUGAUGAAACUUCGAGAAAAGCUUAUUGACCAAGGGGACAACGAAAAGGGACCUGAUGUAGACCCUGUUGAGGAGGUUGUAUUGAAUGAUACCACUGAUGAAGAAACCCCAACUGCAGUCGAGGCAUGAAUCCUUUGAUAAAAAGCUUAUCUGACUUGCCUAAUGGAACUGCUGGAUUUCCUGUCCAUAUCAGUAUGUAACCAGCAUCCUCGGAUUAUCAUCAUUUGUAAGAAAACCUGCUCUUGCACCGUUGCACGUGUCCUACCCGUGGCUCUGUAAGUUGUCUCAACGUCAAUUUUGAUCGCGUGGUCUGUGGAAUUAUUGGAUUAGAUGAAGGUAAGGCCAAUGCUGUGACUUUGGUUCAAUUUUUUUCUGGUAACCUGCUAAAUUCUCUUGUAUAUAACAAUUGUAACUUCAGAGAGAAUGUGUAUCCAAUCAUUGAUUUCAGAGAAAGCUUCGUUUUUGUCUGAUU